CGUCACUAUGAUGAUGACGGACCCGAUGCCGCUGGAGUUGCCGCCGACGUUGCUGAGCGGGGAGGUGGCCUUGAUGCCGCCCAUGGUGAAUGGAGAUGCAGCACAGCAGGGGACCUACAGUCGAUAGGCUGCAGUGAUGACAUCACAAUGUCGUGAAAGCGACAGGCCGCACUGGAGACCUCAGAAGAGCAUACAGUGGAAAGGCUAUACUGUUGACAUUGCAGUGGCCCACAGGUUUCCUGCAGAUAUGAGAGGGUCAUCCUGGUGCAGGUGAACCCUGGAGAAACGUUCACCAUUAGAGCUGAGGACGGCUCGCUGCAGUGCAUCCAAGGCCCUGCUGAGGUUCCUAUGAUGUCACCGAACGGCUCCAUCCCGCCCAUCCACGUACCUCCAGGAUACAUCUCACAGGUGUUGGAGGAUAAUACUGGAGUGAGGAGAGUGGUGGUGACCCCCCAGUCUCCAGAGUGUUACCCCCCCAGUUAUUCCCCUGCUCUGUCCCCCACCCACCAUUUGCCCCCGUACAUGGCCCACCCCCACUUCAUCCCCAACUCACACACGGCCUUCUACCCGCCCCUCAGCCCGGGGGACCUGAACCCCCACCAGUUCUACCAGCACCACCUCCCACCCAUCUACAGCGAAGAGAUAAUCCCCCUCUUCGGUAUGAACUACGCAAGCCGUGAGGAGCCGUAUAAGCCCCAGCCGAAGAAGAUGAAGGACCGGCUGGAGCGACAGAACAGUCUAAACAGCGCCCCCUCUGGCUAUAAGAACAACAUCAGCUCCAGCAGCAUUUACAACGGCUACGGGAAGAGUCAGGGAGGAGGGGGAUCAAGCCCUGGGGCCAAGAAGACCAACAGGGGCCCCCGGAGCAGCCCCCGGGGCCAGGAGCCUGAACAGCAGGAUCAAGAUACAGAGGUGAAGAAGUUUCAGGAUAUUUUGUCAGGAAUUGAAAAGCCCCAGGUGUACAGCGUGCAGGCUCGGACGGCCAGAAUAAGGUGGACACCCCCUGCCGGCCUUCAGAACAGAGACAGGCUCAGUAACGGUCACCCGUACACCUGCACCUACGAGGUCACAAUAUCAGACAAAGGCCGCGACGGGAAGUUCCGCCUCAUCUACAGUGGUGAGGAGCUGGAGUGCACGCUGAAGGAUCUCAGACCCGCUACAGAUUACCACGUACGAGUGAACGCGGUGUGUAAUUCGUUUAAAGGCUCAUGUUCAGAGAUUGGAACAUUUACAACACACAGCAGCAGCCCAGACUGUCCUUCACCCCUGAAACUCACCCACCGCACCAAAAACUCCCUCACACUGCAGUGGAAGCCUCCUGUCGACAACGGAUCGAAGAUCACCAGCUACCUUUUAGAGUGGGACGAGGGCAAAAAGAACAACAUUUUUCGAGAAUGUUACUUUGGGAGCCAAAGGCACUACAAGCUGACGCGACUGUGUCCAGCCAUGUCGUAUACGUUCAGAGUAGCAGCAAGGAAUGACAUCGGGACCAGCUCCUUCAGCCCAGAGGUGGUCUUCUGUACGAGCGGUUCUCUGCCUCACCUGCCCAGCGUUCCUCGGCUGGUUCGUGCUGGAGUAAGCUGGAUCAUGCUGGAGUGGAGCCGGCCGGAUGGCUGCAGCGCAGAGGAGCCUCUCGCUUACACGCUGGAGAUCCAGGACGACAGCAACGGAGCCGAGUUCCUCCCAAAGUACACUGGAGACAGCCUGAGCUGUACUGUAGAGGACCUGAAGAGGAGCUCACAGUAUAAAUUCAGACUGAUAGCCUCCAGUAUAGAGGGCAGGACUGGACCCAGUGAGGUUCUGGUCUGUACAACGAGUCCAGAUAAACCAGGACCUCCAUCUAGCCCAAGUGUUCAGGAACCAAUCACACCUUACAGCUUCACCAUCUCCUGGGACCCUCCACAAGACAACGGGGGGUCAGAAAUCCUGACGUACCUCCUGGAGAUUUCAGAAGGAGAGACUGAUGCCAGUCAGUGGGACGUAGCGUACAGCGGACCAGCUACCCACUGUGUGUGUGACCACUUAAAGCCUGGAACUUUAUACAGACUCCGCCUCUGCUGCAUCAGCACAGGGGGGCACAGCCAGUGUUCUGAGAGUGUUCCUGUGCGCACCCUGAGCGUGCCUCCAGGCCCCUGCCAGCCUCCGAGGAUUGUGGGUAAAGCCAAACACAAGGAGGUGCAGUUACAGUGGGACCGUCCCUCCUCUGAAGGUAGCUGUGGUGUGCUACAGUACAGUGUGGAGAUGUCUGAGGGUGAGCUGGACUCUGCUGUAGUUUACUGCGGCUCUGAGCUGGACUGUACCGUCAGCACUCUGCUUCCCGGCACCACCUACAGCUUCCGUCUGCGCGCUGCCAACGAGGCAGGGUAUGGACCCUAUACAGAACCCACAGAAGUGACCACUGCAGCAGGUCCUCCAGGCCAGUGUGCUGUGCCAUCCCUCACUCUCACCUCCAAUAUGUGUGUGAUGGUCAGCUGGGAGAACCCGGAGAGUUCGGGUGCUGAUAUCUCAGAGUUCCGUCUAGAAUGGAGCCGGGAUCAGGAGCCGAUGGAGCUAAUCUACUGCGGAACGGACACGCAGUGUGAAAUCUCCAACCUAACACCAGCCACAUGUUACUGCUGCAGACUACAGGCGGUUAAUCAGGCCGGUGUUGGUCCAUACAGUGAGCUGGUCAGCGUGCAGACUGGGGCCGCGGUGCCGGACGUGGUCUCGGGUGUGGCUGUGCUGGAUUACGACCCUUCGGUCAGCGGUCAGUACGCUCCCUCCACCUGCCUGGCGCUGAAGUGGGACGAGCCCUGCAGUAACGGAGCUGAGAUCAGCUCGUACAGACUCACAGUGGGGGAGCAGGUCUUUCAGCUGGACGCGUCCACCUGCCACCUCCUGCAGCACCUGCAGCCCGACACUGAGUACAGUGUGCAGAUCCAGGCGGUGAACGCGGUUGGUUCUGGUCCGUUAUGCCCUCCACUGCUGGCCCAGACUAAACCCCUGCCCCCAGCACCCCCCCGACUGGAGUGCAGCGCCACCGGACCCCAGAGCCUCAAACUGAAGUGGGGGGACACCAACAGCACCAAGAUCCAGCUGGGAGAUGAGAUACUGUACAACCUGCAGAUGGAGGACAAGAACCACAGGUUCAUAACCAUCUACAGAGGCCCGAGCCACACAUAUAAGGUCCAGCGGCUGGUGGAGUCCAGCAGCUACAGCUUCAGGAUCCAGGCCGUGAGCGAUGCUGGAGAAGGACCUUUCUCAGACAUGCACAGUUUCAGUACCAUCAGAUCUGUUCCACCUGCUCUCAAAGCCCCCAGAGUGGUUCAGCUGGAGGGUAACGUGUGUGAGGUCACCUGGGAGAGCAUUCAACCAAUGAGAGGCGACCCAGUCAGCUACCUACUCCAGGUGCUGAUUGGAAGAGAGUCUGAUUAUAAACAGGUCUAUAAAGGUGACUCUACAGUGUUCCAGAUCUCUGGUCUUCAGUCUAAUACAGAACACCGUUUCCGUGUUGCCGUGUGUCGGCAGUGUGUGGACAGCACUCAGGAGCUUUGCGGACCCCUGAGCCCCUCCACACCCUUUACACUCCGCAGGGUGGAGCUACCAGUCCCUAGGGACACGCCCACUGUCCGGAUGGGCAAAGCGGCAGGCCUCGCGGGCACAGACGAGCGAGUCGCCGCCCUGCUGGUGGGAGCGUUCAGUGCGCUGUCCUUCAUCAUCGCCUUCAUGGUGGAAUAUUUAUUCAUGAAGUGAGCUGGGGGUGGUGGG
This is a messenger RNA of Pygocentrus nattereri (red-bellied piranha), 3747 nucleotides long. RefSeq names its product fibronectin type III domain containing 3Ba (gene fndc3ba). Bases 349 to 3732 code for a protein of 1127 amino acids. The transcript has 26 exons. Gene Ontology annotation, molecular function: protein binding. Lineage: Eukaryota; Metazoa; Chordata; Actinopteri; Characiformes; Serrasalmidae. The record is from RefSeq and is a predicted model, not a curated record.